Molecule: messenger RNA, 2434 nt
Organism: Scophthalmus maximus (turbot)
Lineage: Eukaryota; Metazoa; Chordata; Actinopteri; Pleuronectiformes; Scophthalmidae
Gene: stxbp3
Product: syntaxin binding protein 3
Exons: 19
Coding region: 73-1851 (592 amino acids)
Biological process (GO): neurotransmitter secretion; intracellular protein transport; vesicle-mediated transport
Cellular component (GO): plasma membrane; secretory granule
Molecular function (GO): syntaxin binding
Source: RefSeq, a predicted model, not a curated record
GACGUCACGCGACAGGAAGAGGUGCGAAAGAGAGAGAGAGAGAGAGAGAGAGAGAGAGAAAAAAACCCAAAGAUGGCGGCGGGUUCGGAUUACGGGCUGAAGAAAAUAGUUUGGAAAAGAAUAAAAGAAACCAUCAUCGCAGACUGCAGGAAGUCGGACGUGUGGAAGAUAUUGAUUCUGGACCCUUUCACCACCAAGCUGCUCUCAUCAUGCUGCAAAAUGUCCGAUCUGAUGUCAGAGAAAAUAACAAUUGUGGAGGACCUUUACAAAAUCAGAGAGCCUGUUCCAGAAAUGAAGGCCAUCUACUUCAUGCCACCAACCGCUAAGUGUGUGGAUGCCUUUAUUGCGGACUUCAAGACCAAACCCAAGUAUAAAUCAGCUUGUGUUUAUUUCACAGACUACUGUCCCGAUGAACUGUUCAACAAAAUGAAGCUGUACUGUGCAAAGUACAUACGAGUCUGCAAGGAAAUCAACAUGUCGUUCAUGCCGCAAGAGGCGCAAGUGUUCACGUGUGACAAUCCCGGAGCUUUCCAAAGCAUCUACAGUCCAAACAGUCAGGACAAAAAGAAGACACUGGAGACACUCGCCGACCAGCUCGUCACACUCUGUGCCACGUUGGAUGAGUAUCCAGGAAUCAGAUACAAGAAAGACGCCAACAUGGAGAACGCAAAGACUCUCGCAGAGCUGGUGGACAACAAGCUGGCCCAACACUACGAGCUGGACGACAGUGGCAAGAAAAAGGGAAAGACCCAGGCCCAGCUGCUGAUCGUGGAAAGAGGUUUUGACCCAGUCAGCCCCAUCCUACACGAGCUCACCUACCAGGCCAUGGCCUACGACCUCAUUGAUAUCCAGAAAGACACCUACAAGUACAAGUCUACAGAUGGCACGGAGAAGCAGGCGCUGCUGAACGAGGACGACAUGCUCUGGGUGAAGCUGAGGCACAAGCACAUUGCUGAGGUCUCGGAACAAAUCCCGAAGAUGGUAAAGGAAAUAUCUGCCAGCAAGAAACAACCAGAUGGGAAGAUCACAAUUAGCAAUUUGGCCCAAAUGAUGAAGAAGAUGCCUGCGUUUCGUAAACAGCUCACUGAGCAAACUGUUCACCUGCAGCUGGCCGAGGAAUGCAUGAAACACUUCUCAAACAACGUGGAGAAACUCUGCAAAGCCGAACAGGAUCUUGCGGUGGGGUCGGACGUGGACGGGAUGAAGGUGAAGGAUCAGAUGAGGACCCUGCUGCCCGUGCUGCUCCACCCGUACAGCACCCACGAGAAGGUCCGAGCCGUGCUGCUCUACAUCUUCAGCCUUAACGGAACAACAGACGAGAACUUGAACAAACUCAUCCAACAUGUCAAGAUCGAGGACGAGCGAGAGUUUAUCCUGAACUGGAAAGAACUGGGCGUUCCCAUCAUCACAACGCCGAGUCUCUUCUCUCGCAAACCCAGCAGACGGGAUCGGUCCCAGGAUCAGACGUACAACCUUUCCAGAUGGACUCCCGUCAUAAAAGAUGUGAUGGAGGAUGCCGUGGAGAACAAACUGGACACCAAAGACUGGCCACACCAGUCCGAAUCUCCUGCUGCCUGGAAUGGCUCCGGGGCCGUGAGUGCCCGUCAGAAGCACAAAGCCAGCUCUCAGGACGAACGGCGGAGCGGCUCGCGCCUCAUCAUCUUCAUCAUCGGAGGAAUCAGCUUCUCUGAGAUGCGCUCUGCCUACGAGGUCACCCAGGCCGUCAAGUCUUGCGAGGUCAUCAUAGGGUCUUCCCACCUUUUGACCCCCACCAGUCUCCUGGAUGACAUCAAGGCCCUGAGCAAGCGUCCCAUGGAGACGUUCACAAUAGAGGAGAGGAGCAACGCCUGAGAGGUCUUCCCCCCCUACAUCUCGUAUCACUCAGCACAAUGCACUCAACUCCUCUUCCUGAAUGAAGGACCGAAGGGAAUUUUUCCAUACACUUAUCUUUAUCAUGUUUUCAUCCUUGUUUAAAACCUUGUGCACAUUCACAGUUAGGCGUGAGGACGAAUUCUCUCUUCUCGGCAGAUUGCCUCAAUUUAAAAAAGCUUUGGCUGUAAGACCGGUGGUCUGUUUGUGGCGUUCAUACAAAGCUUGAUGUUGACAUUUGAUGAUUUAGAUUAUAUUAAGUACAUCUUACUGAGAGACUAACCUGCCUGUGUGUUUGCCCUUUGUCAAUAGAAAAAAAAAGUAAUGUUACGUGUUGAAAGAUCCGAGCAGCUUCCGGAGACCGAUUGGUCGUAGGAAGAGAAGCACAAAGUCGAUGUAUAUAAUGUAUGUAAGCACUGAGUCCCUUUAACACCAGUUCACUGCUGUUUAUAAACACUUAAUAUAAUUCUCAAGAAUGUUUUUAACAUAGAAUCUUUAGUUUUUUGUUUUGUUUUUUCAUGAAUUGAACAACUGACUAAUAAAAGGAUGAAGUGGUUCAAAUGUU